AUGCACACCUCCGCUCCGCGGUACGAUGGCGAUUGUGUUGGCUUGGCGUUCGGGGUCGCUCGGCCGAGGGAGGGUGGCGCACCCCCACCGGCUCGGUGGGCUGACCCCGACGUGCAUGGUGCCCCUGCGGUCAGUUACCUCACGGAAAGUCGAAUGGGCGAUGAAAAGGCAGGCGCUAGCUGGCCAGACACGUGGGUGACCCGGUGGCGCAUUUUUCCAGCGCGGGCAUUGGGUCGAGCGCGCCUGGUUGCGGCCAUUGUCGCGGGUGGUCCCACUGUGGCCGCUCCGAUUUCCGAGCACCCCUGCUCCAUCGUCGACGACUUCGGCAUUGUCCUCGUCGAAGGAAGCAGGUACGGCAAAGGUGACCGACCCCUGCCUGCCCUGUCGGUCUCGGUCCUGCCUUCUCCUAGCCGGCCGAUGUCCAAGGUGCCUUUCUUUUGCUUUAUUUUCACUCCCUUUGCUCCUUUUUGCUCCUCUCGCUCCUCUCCUUCCACUCCCACGUCGAGCAUCGCCGACCGACCGACCGCACGCCGUCGUCGCCGUUCUAUUGAUCGAUCCGUCUCCUUCCUUCCUCCCGACCGCGUACGCCGCAUCCGCUUCGCGUCGACGCGCACGACCAAGGCACCUUCAUCGGCAGGCUCCGCACCCACGCUGCCACCCCCUGCGGUUCACGCCAUGUCGGCGCGCUUCUCCAAGGCCUGGCGUCCCCUCGCCGCGGCGACGGUCGUCGUCGUCGCCGCCGGAGCCGUCGCCUACGGCCGCACCGGCAAGCGGCACGCCCACGACAGGGCCCUCGUCGACGUCAAGCGUGACGCGAACACGGGCCGCAUCGUGCCGCCGACGUUUCCCCGCGUCCGGAGCCGUGCCGAGCAGCUGGCGGAGCUGCGACGCCGUCAGGGCCGGGGGAAGGCCGCCGACGAGGAAUACGACCUGCUCAUCAUCGGCGGCGGGGCGACGGGCGCCGGCAUCGCCCUCGACGCCGUCACCCGCGGCCUCAGCGUCGCCCUCGUCGAGCGGGACGACUUUUCGGCCGGCACGAGCUCCAAGAGCACCAAGCUCGUCCACGGCGGCGUCCGCUACCUCGAAAAGGCCGUCUGGAACCUCGACUACUCGCAGCUCGAGCUCGUCGUCGAGGCCCUGCGCGAGCGCCGGGGCUUCCUCGACAUCGCCCCCCACCUGUCGAGCUCGCUGCCCAUCCUCCUGCCGCUGCAGCGCUGGUGGCAGGCCCCCUACCUCUGGCUCGGCUGCAAGACGUACGACCUGCUCGCCGGCUCCGAGGGCCUCGAGAGCUCGUACCUCAUGAGCCGGGCCAAGGCGCUCGAGUCCUUCCCGCUGCUGCGGCGCGACAACCUCGUCGGCGCCCUCGUCUACUACGACGGCCAGCACAACGACUCGCGCAUGAACGUCUCGCUCGCCCUCACCGCCUCCCUCUACGGCGCCACGGUGCUGAACCACGUCGAGGUGACGGCUCUCGACAAGGACGACCGAGGCAGGAUAUGCGGCGCCACGGUGCGUGACCGCAUGGCCGACGCCGGCUCCGGAGCCGCCGCCUUCUCGGUCCGCGCCAAGGGCGUCAUCAAUGCCACCGGGCCCUUCACCGACGCCGUCGAGCGCAUGGACGACCCGUCGCGCAAGCCCAUCGUCGCCCCGGCCUCGGGCGCCCACGUCAUGCUCCCCGGCGCCAUCUGCCCCCAGGGCAUGGGCAUCCUCGACGCCGCCACCUCGGACGGCCGCGUCUUGUUCCUGCUGCCCUGGCAGGGCAUGACGGUGGCCGGCACGACGGACAACGCCUGCGCCGUAGAGGCCGAGCCCGUGGCGCGCGACGACGACGUCGACUUCAUCCUCAAGGAGGUCAGCAAGCUGCUCGAGCCCAAGAUGGUCCUCGGCCGCGACGACGUCUCCGCCACCUGGUCCGGAAUCCGUCCGCUCGUCCGGGACCCCAAGGCCGGCAACACCGAGUCCCUCGUCCGCAGCCACCUCGUCACCGUCUCCGCCUCGGGCCUGCUCACCUGCGCCGGCGGCAAGUGGACCACGUACCGCCAGAUGGCCGAGGACGCCGUCGACGAAGCCGUCCGGACCUUUGGCCUCGGACCGGCCGCCGUCCCCAUGCCCGACAUCAGCGGCGCGGCCCUCGACGGCUUCACCACGACGGGCGCCUGCCGCACGCGGACGACGCCCGUCGUCGGCUCGCACGGCUACUCGACGAGCCUGCCGUCGCAGCUGAUGGAGGUCUACGCCGUCGACGGCGACGUCGCCCACCACCUGGCCACCAACUACGGCGACCGCGCCUGGGCCGUCCUCGGCAACGCGCCGUCGGCCACGGCGCGCAUUGCCCCUUCGUUCCCCUUCAUCGAGGCCGAGAUCCGCCACGGCGUCCGCUGCGAGGCAGCCUGCACCGCCGCCGACGUCAUCUCGCGCCGCACGCGCCUGGCCUUCCUCGACGUCGAGGCCGCCCUCGCCGCCCUCCCGCGCGUCGUCGACAUCCUGGCCGAGGAGCUCGGGUGGGGCGACGCGCGCCGGCAGCAGGAGUGGACCAGCACCGUUCGCUUCCUGCGCAGCAUGGGCCUCGAGGAGGAGAGGCUCCCCGUCACGCGCGCCGAGGUCCUGCGCGGCCAAGGCCUUGCCCUGACGAGGAAGAAGCCGACAAGGCGCGUCCGCGACGCCGCGCCGUUGACGGCGACCGAGGACGGCGUCAAGACCGACGGCCUGACGGGAGCGCUGGCUUCUGGCGCAUGA
This is a messenger RNA of Drechmeria coniospora, 2736 nucleotides long. RefSeq names its product glycerol-3-phosphate dehydrogenase. Bases 1 to 2736 code for a protein of 911 amino acids. The record is from RefSeq and is a predicted model, not a curated record. The transcript has 3 exons. NCBI's taxonomy places the organism in Eukaryota, Fungi, Ascomycota, Sordariomycetes, Hypocreales, Ophiocordycipitaceae. Gene Ontology annotation, cellular component: mitochondrion; glycerol-3-phosphate dehydrogenase (FAD) complex. Gene Ontology annotation, biological process: glycerol-3-phosphate metabolic process. Gene Ontology annotation, molecular function: glycerol-3-phosphate dehydrogenase (quinone) activity.